AUGUUAGUUGAUUUAAACGUUCCUUGGCCACAGAAGGAUUUUGCAACACCGCCUUCCACGAAGGAGAUUAAAACGCUGCACAAGACUCUAGCGACAUUGCAUACACUAGGGUACACUCACAUAGCUUUAAAUUUCACAGUAAACCAACAGGAUAAAUUCCCAAAAUCAAUCAAUGAUAUGAAUCCUAUCGAUCUAUCGCAUUUUGAUGAACUAGUGAAAUCUACGGGAUUAAAGCUAUAUACAAGAAUCACAAUUAUUAUAGAUGACCUUUCAAAAGGCCAGCCGUUGACAAAGAUAUCGCAAGCUUUCGAUAUUGUGGCAGCCCUUCCAGUCAGUGAAAAGGCUGUUACUCUCGUAACGUCUAGCUUGGAUGUUGAUGUGCUAUCAUUUUACUACGACAAAAGGCUUCCUACACUUUUGAAACAUCACAUGAUGGGGGGUUGCAUUAAGAGAGGAGUCAAAGUAGAAAUUGUUUAUGCUAACGCUCUUCGAGAUAUCAGAACACGUAGGCAGUUCGUAUCUAACGUGAAGAGUGUGAUCAGAACUUGCAGGAACAGAGGAAUCGUGGUCAGUAGUGGAGCAACCAGCCCACUAGAAUGUCGUAAUGUCAUUGGAGUUACAAGCAUUUUGAACUUUAUUGGGCUUCCGAAUGACAAAUCUCGUAAAUCCAUGGGCGAGCUUGCUAGUUUGGUACUUCUAAAUGGUAGAUUAAGAAAUAAGAGCUAUAAGCAAGUCAUUUGUAUUGGUAACGAAGAUGUAGUCAAUGAAGAUUUUACACAGAAUUCAUCGUUCAAAAUAGUCAAAAGGAAAAACCCAGAUACACUGGAAAGUGAUGACUCGAAAAGAACAAAAAGCUGA
Kluyveromyces lactis is the source of this 858-nucleotide messenger RNA. It is a transcript of the gene RPP1, whose product is annotated as RNA-binding RNA processing protein RPP1. Gene Ontology annotation, cellular component: nucleolar ribonuclease P complex. Gene Ontology annotation, molecular function: RNA binding. The coding region runs from base 1 to 858 and encodes 285 amino acids. Gene Ontology annotation, biological process: tRNA processing. The record is from RefSeq and is a predicted model, not a curated record. The transcript has a single exon. NCBI's taxonomy places the organism in Eukaryota, Fungi, Ascomycota, Saccharomycetes, Saccharomycetales, Saccharomycetaceae.